Pelobates cultripes (western spadefoot toad) is the source of this 525-nucleotide messenger RNA. The record is from the annotation of a GenBank genome assembly. Lineage: Eukaryota; Metazoa; Chordata; Amphibia; Anura; Pelobatidae.
AUGGCUGACAAUCCAAAGCCACGUGCAAAGCACUAUGUCGAGACUAAUCAGUGCACGUGUGAGCUCGUAUCCCAACACGCAGUCGAGACAUACAUCAGCAUCUGGGACAAAAUACCUAACCACCUCGAAAAGCCUGAAGCUCCGGCAGUGAAGAAUAAGCAGAGAGAUGAGGGGCAGGAGAGGAGCGGGCCGCCCUGGGGCUCUCUUUCCACGGCACUGCUACAGCCUCACACGAUGGGCCUACUAGGGCUGAAGACCACAAGGGAUAAAUUCCCAGAGCAUCGGCCACCGACGCAGAGGAUCCAACGCCACAGGUGGCGAAUACCCAUCUGGAUCCAACGCUGUCCCCUACAAGGGAAGAACCCGGCCUCCCACAGGAGCAACCAGAUUCGUGGCCCAGAGAUGCAGGCCUUCGCUACGGUCCAGGUGUAUGGAGAGGUCUGGCUCGCAAGGUGGACUGCCCCCCUGAUUUUGGCAUGCCAGCCUUCAUCUACAAUUCUACCCCAUGGGUCGCGCGAUCAGUGA